AUGAGCACACCUGGAGCAUUGGGAAUGGGGCCAGAUCUACCUGUGGAGCGCUGGGUGCUGGCCGGGGCUGCUGCUGGGGAGAAUCGGCUGGUCAGGGGCUGGUUUUCUUCAUCAAAUGGACCUGCAAAAGUGAAGCAGCCCAGCUCUGCCACCUGGCAACGUGUGAGCGUCCAGCUGAUCCAGAAUGGCAGGAAAAUAAUGGCCCUUAUUCCCAACAGUGGGAGCCUGAACUUCAUUGAGGCCUUUGAGAGAGGCCUCAAGAAGGAGGCAGCGCUGAGCGGAGGAGUGGAAGCUAAACAGCCCAACUCUGCUAUCAGGAAAUGUGUCAGAGUCCAGCUGAUUAAGAACGGCAAGAAAAUAACAGCUUUCGUUCCCAACGAUGGCUGCCUGAACUUCAUUGAGGAGAACGAUGAAGUCCUGGUGGCUGGUUUCGGUCGGAAGGGUCAUGCUGUUGGUGACAUCCCUGGAGUUCGCUUCAAGGUUGUCAAAGUAGCCAAUGUCUCUCUGCUGGCUUUGUACAAGGGCAAGAAGGAGAGACCAAGAUCAUAAAUUUAGGACAAUUUCCCAACACAGUCAAUAAAAUCUCGGAUUGGAAA
This is a messenger RNA of Chaetura pelagica (chimney swift), 596 nucleotides long. It is a transcript of the gene RPS23, whose product is annotated as ribosomal protein S23. The record is from RefSeq and is a predicted model, not a curated record. Gene Ontology annotation, molecular function: structural constituent of ribosome. Gene Ontology annotation, cellular component: ribosome; cytosolic small ribosomal subunit. Bases 1 to 549 code for a protein of 182 amino acids. Lineage: Eukaryota; Metazoa; Chordata; Aves; Apodiformes; Apodidae. Gene Ontology annotation, biological process: translation. The transcript is spliced from 4 exons.